AUGGCUUCCAAUUUCUGGACUUCGUCUCACUACAAACAGCUUUUGGACCAGGAAGAUGUGGAUGUUGUGCUCCCACUUGAUAAAGAGAAGGGCAUCACUCUUGAAGACUUCAAGCUCAUCAAGAUGCAUAUGGCCAAUUAUAUAUCCAAAGUGGCACAACUUGUGAAAGUGAGACAAAGGGUUGUAGCUACUGCAGUUACAUAUAUGAGGCGUGUGUAUACCAGGAAGACUAUGUCUGAGUAUGAUCCACGCCUUGUGGCUCCAACCUGCUUGUACCUGGCAUCAAAAGCAGAAGAAAGCACAGUUCAGGCUAAACUUCUUGUAUUUUACAUCAAGAAAUUAUAUUCUGAUGAAAAGUAUAGGUAUGAGAUCAAAGACAUACUUGAAAUGGAGAUGAAGAUUUUAGAAGCUCUCAACUAUUAUCUAGUUAUAUACCAUCCUUACCGUUCAUUGUCUCAGUUGCUUCAGGAUACAGGCUUGAAUGAUAUAACUUUGACACAAGUAACCUGGGGAAUUGUGAAUGACACGUACAAGAUGGACCUUGCACUUGUACAUCCUCCACACCUUAUUGCUCUAGCUUGCAUAUACAUUGCCAGCGUACUCAGAGAAAAAGACACCACGGCAUGGUUUGAGGAGCUCCGUGUGGAUAUGAAUGUGGUGAAAAACAUAUCGAUGGAGAUAUUAGAUUUCUACGAAAACCACAGAAUGAUCACAGAAGAGCGGUAUAAUGCUGCUCUCAACAAGCUACCCUCCAGAGUAUAGAUGGCUGGACAGCAGACUGUAAGAGCUACUUGAGAAACCACUACUGAUCAUGAAUGAGUUCUGAUGGUCAUUGUGCUUGUACUACUGUGACUAUCAAUUUAUGUUUCAUAGUCACCCUUUCGGGACAGCAAUAUAUGUAGAAAGUAGUAUUAUAGGUUUUCCAGAAUCUGAAUGUAUCAAUAUUCUGUGAUUUUCCACUUGGAUAAACAGUUUCAGAUGGCAAUGGAUUUUCGUUGGUAUGAUUGCUAUGA
Rosa chinensis is the source of this 1013-nucleotide messenger RNA. Its product is annotated as cyclin-C1-2. The record is from RefSeq and is a predicted model, not a curated record. Gene Ontology annotation, molecular function: cyclin-dependent protein serine/threonine kinase regulator activity. The coding region runs from base 1 to 762 and encodes 253 amino acids. Gene Ontology annotation, biological process: positive regulation of transcription by RNA polymerase II. The transcript is spliced from 9 exons. NCBI's taxonomy places the organism in Eukaryota, Viridiplantae, Streptophyta, Magnoliopsida, Rosales, Rosaceae. Gene Ontology annotation, cellular component: nucleus; mediator complex.